Molecule: messenger RNA, 1836 nt
Organism: Cicer arietinum (chickpea)
Lineage: Eukaryota; Viridiplantae; Streptophyta; Magnoliopsida; Fabales; Fabaceae
Product: UDP-glucose 6-dehydrogenase 1-like
Biological process (GO): glycosaminoglycan biosynthetic process
Cellular component (GO): nucleus
Molecular function (GO): UDP-glucose 6-dehydrogenase activity; NAD binding
Source: RefSeq, a predicted model, not a curated record
UAGAGAGCCCUCCCUGUCGUGACUAUUUGCACCCCCACAUUUUGUUUAGAUCCGCAUUACUAUUUUCUUGCUCCCCAGAAACACAAAAAACGACCUCUCUAUUCUUCUUCUGCACCACCGCCACUUAUCAAAGUUGAGGUUGGGGAGAGCAAAGAUGGUGAAGAUUUGUUGCAUUGGAGCUGGGUAUGUUGGUGGUCCAACAAUGGCUGUGAUUGCCUUAAAGUGUCCUGAUAUUGAAGUAACUGUGGUCGAUAUUUCAACGCAGCGAAUCAACGGUUGGAACAGUGAGCACCUACCUAUCUACGAGCCAGGCCUUGAAGAAGUGGUGAAGGAGUGCAGGGGAAGGAACCUUUUCUUCAGCACUGAUGUGGAGAAACAUGUUGCACAGGCUGAUAUAAUCUUUGUCUCUGUCAACACCCCGACAAAAACUCACGGUCUUGGAGCUGGCAAAGCUGCUGAUUUAACAUACUGGGAGAGUGCUGCUAGAAUGAUUGCUGAUGUUUCUAAGUCGGACAAAAUUGUGGUUGAAAAAUCAACUGUACCUGUUAAAACUGCUGAAGCAAUUGAGAGGAUUCUAACUCAUAGUAGGAAAGGCAUCAAUUUUACUAUUUUGUCAAACCCUGAAUUUCUUGCAGAAGGUACAGCAAUGAAAGACCUUUUCAAUCCGGAUCGUGUCCUUAUUGGAGGUAGGGAAACCCCAGAAGGGCAAAAGGCUAUAGAAACUCUGAGAGAUGUUUAUGCUAAUUGGGUCCCUAUGGAGAGAAUCAUUUGCACCAAUUUGUGGUCUGCGGAACUCUCUAAGCUUGCCGCUAAUGCCUUUUUGGCACAGAGAAUAUCUUCUGUGAAUGCCAUGUCAGCAUUAUGCGAGGCAACUGGUGCUGAUGUCUCCGAGGUAUCGCACUCAGUUGGAACAGACUCAAGGAUCGGACCUAAGUUCUUGAAUGCUAGUGUUGGUUUUGGUGGCUCUUGCUUUCAGAAAGAUAUAUUAAACUUGGUCUAUAUUUGUGAAUGUAAUGGCCUUCCUGAGGUAGCAAAUUACUGGAAGCAGGUGAUUAAGGUGAACGAUUAUCAGAAAAGUCGGUUCGUGAACCGAGUUGUUUCGUCAAUGUUCAACACAGUUUCAUCUAAGAAAAUUGCUAUUCUUGGUUUUGCUUUCAAGAAGGACACAGGCGAUACAAGGGAAACACCGGCUAUCGAUGUGUGCAAGGGUUUGUUGGGAGAUAGGGCAAGGUUGAGCAUAUACGAUCCUCAAGUUACUGAAGAGCAGAUCAUGAAGGAUCUUUCAAUGAGGAAGUUUGAUAAGGACCACCCUGCUCAUCUUCAACCACCAAGUCCAACUUCAAUAAAGCAAGUUUCUGUGGUUUGGGAUGCUUAUGAGGCAGUGAAAGAUGCACAUGGUGUUUGCAUUAUGACUGAGUGGGACGAGUUUAAGAAGCUUGAUUACCAAAAGGUUUACGACAGCAUGCAGAAGCCAUCAUUUGUAUUUGAUGGUAGGAAUGUUGUGGAUGUUGAUAUGCUAAGGAAAAUUGGAUUUAUAGUUUAUUCUAUUGGUAAGCCACUAGAUCCAUGGCUCAGGGACAUGCCUGCAGUUGCUUAGAAGGAAACAUCAGUCUCGAGACAAUGCCUCCUUAUUCUUUCUUAUUCUUACCAUUACAUUUAUCAUGUUCUUAUGUCUCUUUACAUUAGUUCUGUUUUAUCAGAUCUUUUGGCAUAUUAGUUAUAAAUUUUGUUUCUUUAGCUACCUAAAAUUCCAAUAUCCUAACAUCCAGUUCUAUGUAAUAAAUAACAUAUCACUAAAGGGAUUCUAUACAAUGGACAGCAUUUCUUUUAUUUUUA